This is a messenger RNA of Porites lobata, 29118 nucleotides long. NCBI's taxonomy places the organism in Eukaryota, Metazoa, Cnidaria, Anthozoa, Scleractinia, Poritidae. The record is from the annotation of a GenBank genome assembly.
AUGUUCUGUUUGGUGAAUGUUGACCUUCUUGACUACACUGUUUCGCAGAAAGCUGCUGACAGCCUUGAGUUUUUACUACAGGAGCCUCAAUACAAUCGUAACGAUGGUAUUCAAGCUACUGUAUUUCGUCUGUUAAACAUCCAGCCUUUACUAAGCCUCCCCGUUGCAUUAAAACCCCUAGUCUGAGGCACAAGGCACCCCUAUGGGAGACGAACUUCAACAGAGUUAAUGAGCUAGUGGUCAAAAUAACCGACUUUAACUGACUUAGACUUUAGCUUAAAGCCUCUCUCAGUUACUGGAUGACUUAACACUCAUGGAAAUAAUUGAUCUCGUGAAGGACGCAAGUACGUUUUGACUUUGAUAUUUUCAACUUUGAAAAUUGAAAGAUCGCUCCCCACUAAUGCAAAGAGAGUUUUCGCCUGUAAGAAUUAGUAACAAAAGUUUCAUCUUUUUUUAGCGAAAUUGUAGUUCAGUGGAUAUUUUCUCAUUUUAGGGCUGUCCCUUGUGGUUAUCUGUAGUUCUGAGAAUGAAGACAGAGCUCAUAUGGCUGCAGCACUUGAUCAGUACAGACUUAGAACUAUUCCGUAUUGCGCUGUGUCAAAAGAUAUCAGGCAAUAUCUGCAGACACAAUUCAAGGUGUGCUCUCGACUACAAGGAAAGCUGCAAGAUAAGAUCCUUCAAUGGGAACCUGCUGCCAUGGUGGACAAGGAAAAGUAAGGAGAGAAAAAUGCACUCUUUCUCUUUGCAAUGCACUUUUUUAGUGACUUCAUUUUCUGUGAGUUCUGUGACCCUAAGAGUGGAUUUCUACUGCCGCGUAUUUUUUUACGUGCGUACGUGCGUAAAAUUUACGUUCGCAAAUAAAAUAGAGGCAAAGAAUAAACGGUCGUUCGUAAGCGUCUCAACAGCGUCUAAAUCUCAACACUUUAUAUCUUGCGUCUAUUCUAUUUAUGUGAUUAACAUUUACGUACGUUAACGUGCGUAGCAAAAAACGCGUCAGUGGAAAUCAAUCUUAAAGCUAAACCUUUGUAUACGAGGGGUCCUAUUUAGUUUUAAUUAUCCAUUGGCCAAAAGCUAGUAAAAGUUAAGAUAAGGAAACCCAAAAAUGCACACAAUUAAACAGAACGUAGACAAUGUAAACAACGGCAGACAAUGUCAGCAGCGCCACCUAAAACACUAUUCCCACCAUUAGCAGUACCAACUCCACUAUCAUUACGUACAGCACAACAACAAUCCAACAACUGGCAAAAUCAGCGACUGCAUCAGCCUCUCAUUAACACUAGCAACACCUUACCGACAGCAUCAGCGACUCUUCUGACGACUACCAAUGACACCAAACAAACCGCUACCAUAGAAAACAACACCAACACGAAGCAUAUUUCAAAAGUAGGUUGAGUUUGAUCGUCCGGGUGAACGUAGUCCUGAAUAGGACUGUUGUUGUUGACAGUGACUCACGUUUCGACAACCUGUGCGGUAGUCAUCUUCAGAGUCAAAGUGAGUUGUAUCAGGUCAGUUGAUGGUAUUAUACUCUGGUUAUUGAUCUGAUUGGUCAAUUACGUCGCGAUGUUAUUGGUCGUCUGUCAGUUAAGCCGGAGGACAAACCGGAGGGCAGACAGGGAGCAGUAUACAAGAUCAAAUGCUGCGACUGCCAGGCUUCUUACAUUGUGCAAACCGGCAGAAACCUAAGCACGCGACUGGCCGAACACAAACGAACGACGAGGAAUGCUGACAUCUCCAAUCACAUUGCUGAGCACCAUUUAAAGACGAAACAUCAAAUUGACUGGGACUCUGCGAGAUGUAUGACGUAUUCUACAGACUACUAUCAACGUUUUAUUUUAGAGAGCUGGUUUACUAACUUAGAACAAACACCACUGAAUCGUAGCCAACCGUUACCAGCGCCGUACAAACGACUUAUUGACGAGAUCAAGCAAAACUAACUACGAGAGAACGACUGGAGAAGUGACAAUUUGACUAACAAUAGACGACUGUUUAACCGUGACAAUAGACGGAUCGAAACGCACCAAUUACUGAUUACGAGUCUUCAUAGCCAAUAACAUCACGGCUUAACUGACAGACGACCAAUAACAUCGCGACGUAAUUGACCAAUCAGAUCAAUAUCCAGAGUAUAAUACCAUCAACGGACGUGAUACAACUCACUUUGACUCUGAAGAUGACUACCGCACAGGUUGUCGAAACGUGAGUCACUGUCAACAACAACAGUCCUAUUCAGGACUACGUUCACCCGGACGAUCAAACUCAACCUACUUUUGAAGUGACUCCUGGGCUCAAACCUUUCACACAGCAUAUUGUAAGGCAAGUAUAUCUAACAACAUAACAUAGCCAACGGUCCCGUCAUCUACAGUACCAAACACCAUUGCUACUAAUAGGGAGCUCAAGCAACAACGACGGCGACGGCUAGGAAAACGUCACUUAAAAAGUGAAGUUGCGCUGCCUCAAACUUUGUCCCGAGUAUUGCCUCGGGUUCAAUUCGCCUAACGUUGGCUGUUUUGGCUGAUUUCUAAAAGACCGUAUCGAAGUUCAGGAAAAGAAAAAGAAAGUCGUUGUCUUGUGUUCACGUUUUUCAGAAAGAAAAAAGGCAUUUUCACAUCGUAGUCAACCAAUUACGGUAAAGAAAUGUACAAAAAAGGCAUGAUGCACCUGAAAAGUUGUUUUUUGCUAGUUGAACCUACUGCAUUUUUGCCGUUCUCGUUGACGUCGCCGUCGUCGUUGCUUAAGCUCCCUAAUCUCAGCAGCAGCAGCCGCGUCAAUAGCACCACUGCCAACACCACCUUAAACACCAGCGUUAUUAGCCUCAACCCAUGAAAGUGACAUUUUAGUGGCCACCGCCACUACCUUUUACAAAACACAGGCCAAACAGGAUCAACAACAAGUGUGUCUUGUAAUGUCUAAAUUGACCUUUGUGUUUCCUAUCUCUAAAAGAAACAUUCCGUUCACCCCAUACAGGUUGUCAGUGAGAGUUGUGUCCUCAGAAAGGGCAGGUUGCGGCAAGAGCUUGGUGGUUCAGCGACUUAGAGAACGCUUAGUUCAACUUGGAGACAAUGAUGCAGUAUUGAGUUACCUCAGAGAUGGGGAGGCAGAUGUGCCUCUGUGUAUCAGCAUCCCAAUUUAUGGACCAGCUGUCGAUCAGGGCUCCGUCGUGGAGUCCUUGUUACCACAUAUGAUUGUUCCUGAUCUGCCACUUUCCCGAAUUUUUCACCUUGAUGUCCAUCCGUCGGUACUAAAUGCUUUUUUUAGACAAUAUGUUUAAGCGUACUUUAAAUGAAUGUAUAUCACAGAAACGUAUUAAAAAGGGCUGAGAUAGCUACGAUCUUAGAAAUGUUGGAAUUGGGCAAAAUAUUUUUAUCCCACAAAAAUACACUGAACACACUUGCCAAUCAAUAGGAAGGUAUACUUAAGAACUGAUUCGCUCCCAUCUAUUAACUGACCGUACCAUCCUUGUGAUGGUUGUAUUUUGACAGGUGAAGAGUGGUCUUGACGCACUUCUGUUUAAUCUCUUGAUACUUGGUGUCUUGAAAAGUACUAGUGGACAGGUCUGGAGACGAAGAUUAUCUGAUUUGUAUGUGAUUGAGCUAACGACGGGGCCAACACAAGGGGUCAACGAAACCGUUCAAAGGCGACCGGUACUUUCUAAGGUAGGGUUCACUUAAUCGUUAAGCCAUCAUCAGAGUGGCCUAAGAGAUACUGUGGGAGCAUUUAUCUUAUUUCUCAAGGAAAGAACCGAUCAAUGAAGAGCGCUUUUUAUAUUUUAAUGGCACCGAUUUUUAAAUCUUUAAAAAGACUUUCUGGACGAUAGCUUGCAUUGAUGUCGCGUUUGCUUAUCUUUUCUUAUCUCUUAAAUAUUUCAUUUUUGUGGUCAAUCAUGCUAGGGCCUUUGCGGUUAUUUGGUUAGCCCUAUUCAAAAAUGCCAUUAAGACCACUGGGUAAGUGGCUCGUGGGAGUUUACAAGAUCUUUGUUUCACUGGUAAAGUCAUUUUUUUAAAAGCUGAAAUGAUAUAAUAAUAAUGAUAAUAUUAAAUAUUUAUACAGCACAAUUUAACAUACAGGAGGAUAUGAUCAAAUGCGCUUUACAUAUUACAAUUGAAUACGAGAUUACUAUGUUACCUAUUUACAAUUUUGAAUUUACAAUAAAAUGCGAAGAUGUAUACUAUAUGAAACACUAUAAAGAAAUUAUAAAUUAAACGCUUCUCUAAAAUGAGUUUUAAGCAAUGUCUUAAAGGUGUUGAAAUUUUGCUGUGACUUUAAUGAUUGCGGGAGAAUGUUCCAAAUCUUGGCGGAUGCAUAGGAAAAGGCUCCAUCGCCAAGCAAUUUUUUCGAUCGUCGUGAAUGGUCUUCCAACUGGAUACGGGUGCUCGAGCGGAGGUUGUAUGUCGAAGUCUUCUUGCUGGCGACCAUGCUUUUUUGAUACUUGGCCCAUGAAUGCACUUGAAACAGAGCAUAGCAAUCUUGAAAUUGAUUCUAAACUUAAUCGGCAGCCAGUGAAGACGUAUAAAUGACGAUGUGAUGUGUUCGUGUCUUGGCAAUGAUCACACCAAUCGGAGUGCCGCGUUUUGCACCCGUUGGAGCUUGCAAAGGUUCGUAGCGGCAACACCAUACAAUAGUCUAUUCUCGAUAUCACAAUUGCCUGAACAAUCGACUCUAUCUUCAAAGCUAAGAUAUCGUUUAAUGCGCCCAAUAUUAUGCAGAUGGUAAAGUCCUGAUUGACAAGUCUUGUUGAUAGCGGGGUUUUCAUGCUCAGAUGGUUGUCGAACGACGUCCCUAGGUUCCGAACGUUGCAUACUGCAGACACUUCCUGUGAUCAAUGCUGAGCUCUGAUAUGCUUAUCUUGUCCAAUUGCGCGUGGGUUCCGAUUACAAUUAAUUCCGUUUUGUCAUCAUUUAUCUUAAGUUUGUCAGCCGUCAUCCAAGUCUUGAUGUGUAGAAUGCAAUCUUGUAAAGCAGUUACCGUUUCCAAUUCCCUCGCCCUGGAACCAGGCUUAAAUGAGAUAUAUAACUAGUUAUCGUCUGCGUAUACAUGAACAUCUGGGAAGUGGCGCUUCACUUCCUCAAAUAGCUUGCUGGCAUAAAGUACAAAAACGCAGCGCCCCAGACACGAACCUUGCGGCACACCUUGAGGUAGAGAGAAAUCCUCUGAGAAGCUCCCAUUAAGUAAUACAUGCUGUGAUCUACCAGCUAGGCAGGAUGUGAACCACUGAAGUGCAGUAUCUGCGAUGCCAAAAGUUACCUCUAGACGACGGAGAAGUACUUCAUGGUAUUCAGUGUCAAUGCUGAACUCAAGUCUAACAGCACUAGUAGAGUGAACCUCUGGUGAUUCAUGUUAAGCAAGAUGUCAUUGUGUACCUUAAGGAGAGCCGUCUCCGUGCUGUGGCCUACUCGAUAGGCUGACUGGAGCGUUGGUUUGGUUGUACACUGCUCUCUCGGUAAGCUUCGACUCACAGGUCUAAGAUCUGAAAGGGAGGCGCUUUAACAAGGUUUCUUGAGCUGUGGAUCAACUAGAGCAGCUUUCCACGCAGCUGGAAAGUGUCCAAGAGCCAAGGAACAAUUAACCAUAGAAGUGAUUAUUGGGAGGAGUUCUUCAAGGCUGCCCAGUAAGAUAGACGUUUGAAAAGGAUCGAACAUACAACUUUUCUUAGCUGAAGCCUUAAUGAGCUGGUAUAGAUCCUUCUCUUUCACUUCCUUGAAAAGACUUAGUGGUUCGAGAUUUGAGCUGAAAGCAGGGUCGUCAAUGAGGUCACUACAUCUGUUCUGGGUAACAUCGAUACCGUCUAGCUCAUUGUGGAUAUUAACGAUCUUACGAUGGAAAUAGCGGGCAAUGUCAUUUGCCACAGCCACAGCAGCAGGUCUUCAGCGAACUUUGUCUUUCUCCACGUUUGCUCAGCCUUCAGUCGCUUUCUUUUCGCCUCGGCAAUUGCUUGGUUAAAACUCAUGUUUUCUUUAAAAAAAGUUCAACAAUUAUUUUUCUUUAAACAAACAAGUCCAUAGCUAUGCCACUAGAUACGCGAACGAUUUUCACCUUCCUUUUUGUAGAACAAACCUUCGUAAAUUUUUUCAGUUUCCAAGGACCUACUUAUUAUAAAUCUAUAGAAAAUGUUAUUAAAGAAUCUAAUUCUCUCCACUUAUUGAAAACGAAAUUGAAAAAGAACAUUAUAUAUGAUAUAUUAGUUAUAAAUCUUGUAGUAAAUAGCUAUCUUUCUUCACAUGCCUGAUAUUAUUUUUAUACUUAUUGUUACAUGUACCAUACUUUAUAUUUUGUCAACUCAGUCUAUGUAAUUAGUUAAUUUAUACUUACCUUCAUUGUAUUUUACUUUCGAUCCUGGCCUUACUGUUACUGUUAACUUUAUUUUUACUGUGAGGGAGCCCAAUGUUUAUAAGCCUCAUGGUUUCUUUUUGGGCUUCCUCGCCACUUUCAUUUGCUUUUGUGUAACUGUCUUGUUUUAUUGUUAUUUGUAUUUUGUGGUAAAUCAAAUAAAGUUACAAGUUAAAGUUACAAGUUACAAGUUGGUUGUACCAGGGGACCUGGGGCCUUGAACUCACUACUUUUUGUUACAGUGGUGCAUGGCGAUCUAGUGUACUGCUUAGGGUGGAGUUGUAACUUUGUACAAACUUGUCAAAAUCUUCACAAGAGGAUGGACACCCAACAAUGCCUUGCAGGCACAGAUCUAACUUCGCGAUAUCUUGCUUGAGGCAGUCAAGAUCAACAGACUUGGUCUUCCAAUGAGUCACCCUCUUGGCCUAGGGCGAGCCUUGUUUAUGCGAAUACUACAACAAACAACCGAAUGAUGAGAGAGCUAGCGACAACUGCAUGGAGUUGAUCCCAGCAGUGUCUCAGUUCUCCUCGUGAUAACGAGAUCUAACCUGUGACUAAAAUUUAAUAUAUGUGCGGUUCGGUAACGUGCUGUUCAAGCCCAACAAAUUCAAGUAGAUCAAGGAACUUCACCGCGUCGAUACCAUUUGGAACGUCCACGUGGAUAUUGAAAUCCCCAACGACAAGCAAGCGUUCCUUUGAUAAGAUAACACAUUCCAUUAAAUCAGCGAACUCCUUUAGGAAGGUGCUCGUGGGAACCCCGUGGUUUUCCGAAGGUUGUGUUCUAUAAGCAAUAAUGAUCCUGAGCUUGCAAGAUGUCGGCAGUUGUACAAGUAGCUCAGAAUAAUCUAUGGCCUCCUUCUCAGCAGAUCUGACGGUACUAACUCUUAAGCAGUCACGGAAGAGUAAUCCUAUGCCCCCUCCACCCCUUUCCGAGCGAGGAUAGUCAAUUAGCUUAUAACCAGUUGGGCGAUGUUCGGCUCUGACUGCAUCAUCUCUCUUUUGUAGCCAGGUCUCGGUAAUUGCGACGAGAUCGUAUUUGUUUUCGCAUAUAUAGUCAACAAAGUCUGCCGUCUUAUUUUUAACUGAUUGCGUAUUUAGUAAACAAAGCGACAACAGUCGACUAUUGCCUGGUGUUUUAUUCAGUGGAGCCCGUUUAAUUUCAAUAAGACUCGAGGUGUUACGAGCUGACCGACACUUUGCUCUAGAUGCUUGUCCCAAGUGAGGAGAGUUGUUGUGAGGGACCAGGAUUUAGUUUGAAAACUAAAUCUCCUUCUAACAGCGGGUGGAAUGUUGCGGUGCUAUUAGCAUAAUAUGCACAAGGGCUCUUGCUCCGCCUAGAUCUCUUCUUGAUGGAGAAGACAUAGCCUCCUUUGUUCAACACAGAUCCCGUUGGGUACACAGUUGUGACAGCUUUGCCAUUGUUGUUCAACGGUAAAACAAUAGACUCGUAAAAUUCACUGUUUUGAAAGAUCCAGGGUCUCAACGAUAAUUCUUGAAAAUGCCAAAUUAUAGGGUUUUCUUGCCAGUUUUCAACGUGAAAAAUAGCCCAGGACCGUCUCUCAGAUAUUAGACAGCUAUCUCCCGAGUCAUUUCUACUAUAGAUGCUCACCAAAAAGGAACAGCGCGAGUAAAAAGCCCGGAGAGCAGAGUGUCGUGUCUGACCUUCAUUCUUUUGACCUAUGAUACGAUAGCAGAAGAGAUAGUAGAAGAUAGUAGAAGAGUUCAGUGAAGGAAAGCAUUUAAUCGCUAAAUUUGUGUUUUUUCAAUAGCGCGACGUUCGAAAAGUCAAAGCAGAGCCUUUUUACAGGCUGCUUCCUUCCAUUAAAUGUGAAACACCGUUACGAACGUUGAGUCAGUUGAGGACUCAGAAAACGGGUAAGAAAUUCUGUUUGAGCUGCCAUUGGUUUGAUUGAACAGAUGUCCAUCGUGCUUUAUUUUAAUUUAUUGUAAUUGGUACUACAUUUGUAUAAACACAAAGAACGUUUGUAUGACUAAAAGAUCCGAGUCACGCACGGGAAAAGAUACGCCACCUGGUUCUUUUACUAGGGUCGUCUUCACAUUCCUGUUACAAUUGCAGAAUCAGCAGUGUCGAUGGGGAUCCUUCGACUAUAACUUGUACAUUAUACUAAAAUCUCCUUAAUCCCCAAUAUUCACAUGCAAAUUCUCUAGAAUGAUCAACGUACAUCUAGUCAUGGAAUAAGUUGAAUUUUUUCAAACGUAUUCGAAGGAUUUGGUGUCCUAAAAAUGACAGCAAUAUUCACUCAUACCAUAACUUUUUUCUCUUUCCUUUUCCGUAGGUGGUAUUAGUCUCAACCCUCUGUUUGACAAUGGUGAAUUUCAAAGCUCACAUGUUCAACGGGCGUUUCAGUACCUGAGUUUUUGGGAGUCAGCAAGAAAGAAACUAAACCAAUUCUCGUUUAUACCAACUAAGGUGAUGGGUGACCAUGCAAAAUGUAUUGACACACUUGUAAGGUACACUCUAUAUAAAAAUCUUUUUUCACCAUUUCUUCAAGAAUGGCCGAAUUUGGCUAUUAGUUCUUCGUGCGUCCACGAAUAAAGGAGAUUUCAAAAUAGCCUUUGUAAGGUCAUAAUAUAAGUUCAUUUGUAGCUUGGUUUUGUACCUAGAGUUUGGAUUUGACAUACUUGGGCGGUGUCAAAAGUGACACAGUGUAAAAAUAAACUGUUCCUUUUCAAUAAACACGAGUUCUCAGUUUACAAGGCUUUUACUCUAGAGUCGUGCUCGCGCUAUAAAAUUACAAGGACAGCAAAACAAUCAUUUCGAAAAAUAAUCUUACUUGCCUCGUCAAUUGUAGUGAUGCCUAUGGGAGAUAUGGAAUGAACAGCUAUAUUUCCAAUGAAAUGAGAAGGAUUUAGUGAUCGUUUAUGCACUUUUUUCAGAAAUUGUGGCGUUGUGGACCCGUCAUGGGCUGAACUCCGUCAUUUUGUGAACUUCCUCGACUCUCAGCUCCAAGCUUGUGAAGCCAGUGCGUUUUGUAACAUGAAACUUGUUGGAGACACUCUCAAGGGCUUUAGAAGCUUUGUGGUCCAAUUCAUGAUCCUUAUGUCACGGGUAAGAAAUAUGGAAAAUGUGCGAUCGCGAAGAAUAUGUGGCCCAGUUCCCAGGAGCUAAAUGCUACCCACCCAAACCCUUGGAAACAGAGCCUGAAAUCCGGAAGGCGGUGGGCGCCAUCUAUGUUAUAUACAGUGAAUUAUUAUUUGACAUGGAUAUUAACUAGAUUGCCGAUCUUUUCCAUGUCUUAAAGUUUUUCGGUAUGGCAUUCUUUUUCAACUCUGUUUUCAUUUGGGUUUAUUUUGAACCAAACAUUUUUUCAGGGAAAUCAAUAUAACAUCUUGACUAUGUUCCUCAACGAAGCAUUGAGAGAGUGACAAAAUUAGGGUACCGUAAACCCUUUAUUAAGUCCCCCAGGGGGCUCCUUUAUUUCAAACACAUUUGAUAGGUGGUGGGGGGGGUAUUUGGGACGUGGGGGCUACAUAUUUAGUUUACGCAAAGAAGAUGGUAUAACAUCUCCAUAAAGAACUACCGUGUAAAGUGGAAAAGCUCAAGUACAAGAAGUUGAAGGUCAUGCAGCCGAGGAUCGAAAACAAAUCCGAACGUCUAGUGUGGAUCAGUCCACACAGAGUUUUACUGUCGCUAUUGAUUAAUACAGUCUAUUAUUUAUUAUUGAAUGAUAACAAGGGGGAGGGAGGGGGGCUUAAAAAAAGGGGGGCUCUUACUAACUAUUUUCUCCUAAAAAGGGAAGACUUAUUAGAGAGGAGGUAGCUAAUUGAGAAGAGAGGAGUGGGCUUAAUAGAGGAUUUACGGUAGCUAACAUUCCUGCUUUUUGUCCCCAUUUCCAAACCCUUAAGGUGGUUAGUAUGCAUAAUUUAUGAACCAAAAAGCUCACAAUUUAGUGUUGUCCCUAUUGUACUGACAUCUUCAAGUUCGUGGCAAUUCGUUGUCCCUGUAAUGAACUUCUUUUUUUAAGGAUUUUGCUACACCAUCUCUAAACGAUGUUGCUGAUGAUGACGCAGAAGAAACAGCUGUUGUUCAGUUGUCUUUAAGAAGACACUGGGAAACCAGGUAUGAUUUUAAAACAUUAUAAUUGGUAAAGUUAAGAUUCAUUUAAAGGGGGAGUCGCUUAAAUCAAAGUAUUCGAUUUCUUGAAGCAAUUUUCCCAGUUAUUUUAUCUCUUUGGUACUAUUCGUGCUAUGUAGUUUUAAAGUCUUAUCAAGUUAUGAUGUUCCUGUUCAGAUGAAAAAGUAAAAUUUGUGGUAUUUCCUAUACUACUUUUACAAAGGUUGUCUAAGAUUUGUAAAAUAUUAUCCUUCCUUUCGCUUUUUUUUCUUUAUUUUUGUUGAUGUAUUUUAAUUUUUUUCAACAGCUUACAUCCCUACAUUUUCUUCAAUCAAGAUGGCGUUACCAUGACGUUUGUUGGCUUCCAUAUUGACCAAAAUGGCAAUUUAAUUGAUCCAGACAGUCGUGUCAUCAUCCAGCCUAAUUUGAUGUCAGACCAUUUACGUACUGGUCUUUUCAUCCAAAAAGUUGACAUGGAAACUAACUACGAAUCUUGGAGCAAGUAUGAAAUAUAUAUAUAUAUAUAUAUAUAUAUAUAUAUAUAUAUAUAUAUAUACUUGUAUUCUGGGUAGAACGUAUUCCGUAGAGCGCUCAAUUCAUUUAAUUGAAGAGCAUUGAUUAUUAAUAAUCACAGGAGUUCAGUCUUCAGGAGUAAUCAUUGAUCGUUUAUUGCGACAGUGCUGUUUCGUAUGGUCCGAAAUUGUAGGACCACACUCAUCAGGCAACUUCAACGAUUGACCGUUAAAAUUAAAAGCUGGCAGUAAAUAUAGGGAUGCGUUAAGAGAUAGUAUCUAGGUAACAGAUGGAUUGUGUCUUAGUUAUAUAUAUAUAUAUAUAUAUUUAUUUGACAUGAUAUUUGUAGACUUUGAUUCUUCUGUACCAAGUUUCUUACAACGUGUUUUCUUGUACCAUGAUGGGCUAAGGUUAAGGGGUUGUUUUUGUUUAACUUAGGGCACAGAAAAUCGAGAAGCUUUGUGGAGUGAUGGGUGUUGAAUGGCCCAAUGAUCCGGAUGAUUCAUACGAACUAACCACGGACAAUUUAAAGAAAAUUUUAGCCAUCCACAUGCGCUUCAGGUAAGUGAAAUCCUUUAAAAUUAGACAUGAGAAAUGUGUGAUUACCUUCACACUCAAAUAGCCCCAUUUAAAAUUACGAGCACUAAAGCCUCAACUGCAUGGCAAAUUAAUUGUUAAUUAUUGGAGAGUUAAUCAUGUGACAAAAAAAGAUCAAGUAACACUGGAUAACCCGUACUUACGGAUUCCAGCAGAAAUGUGCACACCGCCACCACAAUUUUCUUCUUUUCCUCCAUCUCCACGACACAAUUCUAUUGUCUUUUCUCCCCCACUACCACUGCUGGAAUUCCAUUGUCUUCCCUCUUUCUCUACCACACUGCCACCGUUACGUUGCUUUCCCUGCUCCUCCUCCACCACCACAUUUACGAUUUCGUUGUCGUCCUCUUUUCUCCUCCAAUCCGAAACGGUUAUGUUGUUUUACCUUCUUUAAAAGCAACACGACGGCUUUAUUGUCGUGUAAUUCUUCUUUACCAAACAGCUGCGGCUACGCUCUCUUCACUUAUAUACGACCACCACAAUUUUAUCGUUGUCCUUUCUCCUCGACCACACUUUCACGAUAACGUUGCCUUCUACUCUCCAUCAUUACCAGCACAAUUUCCGUCGUCUUCCGUCCUUUCCCACCGCACAGCCCCGAUUACGUUGUCUACACCUCUUCAAACCACCACCAGCGCCACCUUCGUGGUUAUGUUUUCUUCCCUCGUCCGCCAUCGCCAUCACCCCCACAAUUUUUUGGGCGCCCUUCCUCCACACCAGGAGGCUAAUGUUAUUUUUCACCGCUGCCACCACAAUUUUAUCGUCGUUCUUUCUUGUUCACCAACCUACCACAGUUACUGGUAUGUUAUCUUCCCUCCUCCACCACCUCCACCACAACUUUAUUGUCGCCUUUCCCUCUUUACCACACUUCCACGGUUAUCUUGUCUAUCCUCCUUCACCGCACCGUCACGGUUCUGUUGUCUUCUCUUCUCCACCUCGAUCACGACCAAAAAACUCCAGAAACCUGCUUGCGCUCCGUUAACCCGGUCACAGUUUUGGCCAAAGUCUUAGUAUACUUUGUUUUUUCUUUUACACUGAUACAUUUGAAGAUGUGGUAUUCCUGUGGUCAUAAUGGGAGAGACAGGUUGUGGAAAAACCAGCCUUAUUCGGUUCAUGUGUGGCUUACAAUCAGGACCCGGAGGACCCAAGAACAUGUUGCUCAUGAAGGUAAGAAACCACUAACUAUCGUAAAUCUCAUUUAUUCAUUUUUAUAAUUGAAUUUUUAGUUGGGGGAGAUUUAUGUUUUCCUUUUUAUCUUAAAAACAUGUCUUUACUAAAAAAUAAUCAGCGACCCUAUUACCUUUAAUUCCACAUUUAGUGUUCAUUAUCUGGCUCUUGGCACUUUGGGAAGUAAAACGUUCGAUAGAGUCAGUAAUUCGUUCCUCAUUGUGCCUUAACAGGUUCACGGAGGAACAUCCCACAAAGACAUUGAGAAGAAAGUGGAGGAGGCUGAGAAGAUGGCCAGAAAGAACGAAAGCCAUGGCAUUGAUACGGUGUUAUUCUUUGAUGAGGCCAACACAACAGAUGCUCUAGGGAUGAUCAAAGAGGUUAUGGUGGAUCGCAGAGUCAACGGUAGAAAAAUAGGAGUUGGGCUCAAAAGAUUGCAAUUCAUUGCAGCAUGUAAUCCUUACAGAAAGUAAGCACGCAUCUGCCUGGCCUGUUGUUGCUCUAUCUUUAAGCAAAUAUACAUGCUACUGACACAUUUGUUUUGCUUGUAGACACACGGAACAAAUGAUCCAUAAACUGGAAUCAGCUGGCCUGGGUUACCAUGUUGCAACUCAAGAAACACAUGAUCGGCUUGGUAAGACGAAGGCUUCUACGGCAGUAGUGAGCAUUCCGUUUGCGGCAUACUUUAAAAUGUGAAGAAAAUGCUCCUUUGGCUUCAUUUGAACUUACCAUAAUGAGUCAUGUUUCGAAAGUCUGAAGAAAAAUAGCUCUGAAAAGUUUCUUUUGCUAAUAGAGGAAACCUGCUACAUCAAACUGACGUUAGAGUCAGUGUGUUACAAAAUGGGAGAAAGCAGAAAGAACCAAUUUAGAUUUCAUGAACAGAUUGAAAUACUUUUGGCAUCUUUAGUUAUCUUUACUUUGUACUCCCUUAUUUAGUUUUCAGGAAAAAAAGUUCAUUUGCUUUGUUUUAUGCCAGGGCGCAUUCCUCUUCGUCACCUGGUCUACAGAGUACAUUCUCUGCCAGAGAGCAUGCGUCCUUUGGUCUGGGACUUUGGCCAACUGAAACCUGAGAUCGAGGAGCUCUAUACGCGUCAAAUUGUCAGCAGAUUUGUAAGUGGACAUAAUAUAUGGAUUUACACAGGGCUAAAAGCGAAGCUCCAAUUAAUAAAGUUGUAAUUUAAAUCAUACAAUAAACUUGUAAUCCACAAAUCAGUUAAAUUAAGGGCAUACUCAUAUGACUUUUGAGGGAAAGGCUAAGUUAUUUUAGAGUGAAACAUCUUACAUUAAAUUGAUAGCCUUAUAUGUACACCUAAAAAAUAGCAAACACCUUCCAUCACAUUCAAGAUCACAGUAGAUUAGCCCUCGAAAACAAAUUCUUGGAAAACAAAUCAGGCCGAAUUUUUUUGGGUUCGACAGGUUUAUUUACAAAUUCUUGCCAACAAAUCUGGGGGUGUGUAAACCAACCUUUUAUAAUUUUUAUACAUCACAUCUGAGGUGAAACAGUACUAUUUAUCAUACAGACCUCGGAAAGAAUGCGGUAUUUCACAAAUUUUCAAGACAAAUUGCACUCAGUCAAUAUUCAGGACGAUCAAUCGUGGGCUUUAAGCGAAACCGUUCCAAAAUCACCCAUACGGCCAGCUGGUUCUCAUUUCUAUAGGGCGAGCUGUCAGUGUAGUGGAGUGUUUGAAUGAACUUUUUAAAAUAGAGUUACGCUUCAACAUAAUAACGAAAUUAUUAUUAUUAUUUUUUUGUUUUUUAAUGGUUUCAGUUAUAACGAUGUGUAAUCUUAUAAAGUGUUUGAUACGCGCGACAUUUUUGAGUACCCCUGCAAGCGAUGUUCAUGAACGAUGAAAACAAAAAGGCACGGACAAGCGAUUAAAAUUGCAAGAGAGACUACUAACAAUCAAUGAAAGAAAUAUAAUUCGGUGAAACAUAUACAGAGACACCAAUUUUCAUUCACGAAGACAAGUAUUAAAGUAUCUCUAAAAAUCCUGAGUCUUUAAGCGUAAAGCUUAAGUGUAUGUUUUAAGCCGGCUUCCCGGCGCGGUGUUUACUGUUUUCAAAGAUGAACUCCUCGAAGCAAGAAGAUCGCUCAAAGUUUUCUUUCUACAGCCAAAUUUAUAACUAAAUAUUCUUCGUAACGUUUUUUUUCUAUUUGCGGUGAGAAAAUAUAUCUGAAGGCUUUUUAAAGGUCUGUAAGCUUAUAUCAAACCUGAUACUAGGUCAGAUAAUUGAUUCAAAUCCUACAAACGUGCAUAACCUUGCCGCAUAAAUUGUGCUCGACUUCAUGAAAUUAGAUAUAACAAAAACAAACAUCAAAUACAAUAAUUACCCAGGCUUACCAUUCGAGAUUCAGUUCCUGAAAGCUGUCAAGGAAGGCCGCAGUUAGUUGCUUGAGACGUUUAAACCCUCUUACGCAUUAAGCAAGGUGAAAAGCGAAAAACGAUGCCAUCCAAAAUCAAAUUACCGAAUUUGACAAGCGACGCAUUUCUCAACCAAAAAACGAGAAAGCAAACAAGCCAUGAAUAAACAGAAGACUCUUGAUAGCAGCUAUAUUUCAAUUUGUACAUCCAAAGGGAAAAGACAAUUUUCAAGAUGCUGCAUGAAUUCUCUGCAUGAACUCACAUGUCAAAUUUUGACCAAUCAGAGCAUAAAAAUUGGACCUAGAGCGUGACCAACGCGUGACCAUGGUAAGAAAAGGUCUUCCCCGCCUGUAUUUUUUAAAAAACUGGCUGAAGGUCAGUUAGAAAUCACAAUCCUAAUGGUGCGGGGCCAUAGUGACAUAAACAGAACAUAUUUGAUAUGAAUCAUUGAAAAAAAUAAACUUGAGCCCGCGAUCAUUUGAAACUAGUAAUUUGUCAGCAGAUAACCUCAAAACUACUCGACCUCGAUGGGUCGACACUUAAGCCCGCGGUACAGUCAGUUGAUAGUGGUCAGCGGAUACCCUGUUUUGACAGCUGUCAAUUGAUCACAACAUUGAUGCGCAAUUAGUUUUCUCUUGGGCUCCCAAACUAGUUAGAAAGUGUGAGAGUAAACAUUGGUUAUCCUGUGAUGCGGACGGACGGGCGGGCGGGCGGGCGGGUGGUCGGUCGGUCGCUGUACGGUCACGUGAUUACCAAAUUUUCUCGGAUGGGUAGAUUACCACAUUUCCUUAGCUAUGGGGCUUCGCGCCUCGCGUGGAGCUUCGCUAUAAUGGUGUGAGACAUAGCGUCUUACAGUGUGUUGGCAAGUAACUAAAAUGUGUACCUUUGUGUCCGAUGACGUUUUUCCUGCCGAUUUUUUGACACAACAAUUUUUGCUUGAGAAUACAGCCGACAUUUUGCGACAGGCCAUCACUGGUUUCGCCGCGAACUGACGUCUAAAGAACAAGUGCAGAAAUUCCAUACUGAUGACGUUGUCACUACUCUCGUCUAGGUAGUGCUCCUGAUUGGUUGAAGCAAAUUUCCCUCGCUGCACGACCAACCUGAAGCACUCCCCAGACAUGGGUAACGACCAGGUUAUCAGUGUGGAAUUUCUGCGCUCGUUUCUCAGACGUCAUUUCGCGAGGAAACUAGCGGUGGCGUGGAGAAAUGUCAGCUGAUUUCUCAUAAUAUAACACUUUAUACAUUCUAUGGAAGAAUCGAUUUUUAAUCAGCAAUUCUUGAAAACGUCUUAGUCAGUGUCAGUUGUCGCUGUCUACAUGAACAUCGCAUAGCUAUUUUACAGUGCAACCUAUUUCAUAUUUGUGCUAUUGAAUAAUUCUCUUGAUGUGGUUUUCUAUUUUCGUGUAAGAUCCUUCAAGAAAAACAGAUUCCAGGCGGUAAGCCUUUGGUCAGGGCUCUGACGAGAGUACUAACUGCUUCUCAGCGUUACAUGAGAGAUCAGACGGUAAAAAAAGUGCUUUUGUCGUGUUUUGUGUGCAUCUCCUUUUCCAUUUUGUAUGAAAUUAACGAAAAAUUUAGACCCUUUUCAACAGUACAGCCAGUCUGAGAAUUCUUGUUUGACUGUAAUUUUUUGUUUACUGUUAAUAGUCCAUUUUACGGUUACAGGUGGAAACGAGGCUGGAGUUGACCUUGAUUUUAUACGAUCCUUCUUUCUUUAUUACGUAAAUGUUUCUCGUGCAAACUAGUAUUUUUAAGCAAACUUUCCAUGAGAAAAGGAGGGAGGUUUGUAUCAAAACAAGGUCAGUCUCAGCCUCGCUUUCACUCAAAGGCAAGGAUACUAAGCUUACAACUGUAAAAUGGUAUUCUGUCUUACAUGCCACUUCUCCGGCGACACCUAAUUUUAUUUCUCACAUUACAGCUGAUCUCAAUGUAUUGUACUACUUUAUGGCCUUUCUAUCCAUGCCAGUAAGAACUCUGAAAGAAAUUCUUGUCUUGCAAAAACUCACUUUUGUAGGAUGAGUGUAGCUUUGUGAGCCUUCGAGAUGUAGAACGCGCAAUGAGAGUGAUGGUCUGGUUCUACAACCAUCGCGAUGCUCUUAAUCCUCUAAUGGAUGAAAAAAUUGACGUGAAAGAUGCAGAGGAUGAUUUGGAUAAGGUAAAGGAGAUUUGUCCUUUGAAGAGAAAUAGACAGAAUUGCAUACUAAAUAAGUAUGUUCCUGAGAGACGUAAUGGAAUAAAAAAAACAUUUUUGCUCAUUUGAGAAUAUCUUUUUCAUUACGUAAAGCAUACGUGCGGUGUAGGAAAAAAGUUGUUUUUACGAAUGUCAUGACUCUGCACUUGUCACAAAUACCCGCCUUAACUUUGUUUUAGCCCAUUAAUGGCGUGUCACGUGCCCUGGUGCUUUCAAUUGGAGUGUGUUACCAUGCAAGACUUCAAGAGAGAGAACCUUAUCGGCGUGCAGUGGCUCCUAGCUUUUCCCGUCCAUGCCAACUACCAGGUGGACAUAAGCGAAUUUUAAAGGAAAUUAAAAGGUGGGCCACACUAGCAAUUCAUUAUUUUAGAAGCAAUGACUUCUUAUUUGCUGCCACAUCAGAUGAUACAAAUACCUUUAACCGAGUUGUCAUUGAGGUCGUUACACCCAAAGGCGAUAUGUUCACGAUAGGCUGCGGUGUCUCCAGCAAUUUGCAGUAGCUUAAGUGUAUACGUUUUUCAGUGGUAUCUUGAGGGAUUCUUAGACAUGAACGCGUAGAGAAAUCGUGUAAGAAAAGCUAGAAAUAAAUAGUGCAGAACCUUUGCUACCAAGCUGGGUUACAAAGUAAAUCAGGUUGGUGUUGAUUUUAUAAAUGCAUGUUUACUUUGUUUACGGACUUUCCGUUUUCGUCAUCAGAUGCCAAAAAGCAGUGCUGAAAGAGCUAGAACUGGGUCAUAAUAUCGCACGUAACACAGCACUUAGUGAGAAUGUGUUUAUGAUGGUAGUGUGCAUUGAACUCAGGAUUCCUUUGUUUGUGGUUGGUAAACCAGGCAGCUCUAAAUCGUUAGCCAAGACCGUUGUGGCUGAUAACAUGGAAGGAGGUGCUUCAAGAUCUGACCUUUUCAAGACCUUUAAGCAGGUGAAGCCAAUGUACUGAAAAGAAGAUUACGAAUUUUUGUUACUGUAUUGCAAUUGUUAGAAUGUAUCAAACAAUUGUGAUAGAGUGGUAAGUAACCUUUAUGAGAACGACUAGGACUAUUUUGCUUAAUGUCCUCUUAAUGUCCUCACAGUAUUGCGUUGUGUUGGAUUGUGUUGAAAUGUAUUGUAUUCAGAUUGUUCGUCAUGUUCUGAGGUUUGUUAUUCAUGAAUGCCAAUUUCGUGUUCCACAAGGUUCAUAUGGUGUCUUAUCAGUGCAGCCCUCUCUCAACUGCUGAAGGGAUCGUUGCGACUUUCCGUCAAUGCGGCAAACUCCAAAAAGGCAAGAACCCAAAGAAGUUCGUGUCAGUUGUGGUCUUAGAUGAAGUUGGCCUGGCUGAAGACUCGCCUCUAAUGCCUCUUAAAACGCUCCAUCCACUGCUGGAGGAUGGCUUAAGUUCCACUGAUGGCAUCAUAGAAGUAGAAGAAGAGUUUCCUGAAAGAGUAGCCUUUGUUGGAAUAUCCAACUGGGCCCUUGAUCCUGCAAAAAUGAAUCGCGGUAUCAUGCUUUCUCGUGGGCUUCCAGACACAGAGGAACUAGUGGAAAGUGCAAUGUAAGUUCUCCUCUGUUUUGGGACUAAGAAUGGUAUUCAUAAGUAAAGGAAGGCCCAAUAAAACGUUCGCUUUAGUCUCACGAAACAAUUAAUAAAAGUCCCUGACAACGCCCCUAACCCGGCUAACAAUAUGAGCUGCUGGUUAUAGGGACCAAUAAAGAUAGAGACCUACGGGAGAUGCAGACCAGAGUGAACACUUUUUAUCAGAUACACAAAACAGGACCAUUUCUUUGUUACUGAUAUUUUCACACUAGAUGUCCCACUUAAUAAAAAUUGACCAUCAGCUAAAUGUUGACUUUAAUGAAGGCAGACCGGUUUGGUUCAACCUUAAAUGAGGAAGACACUUUUUGAGGAUGAAAUAUGUUUGCGGGCGACAAAAGGAGCCCGCCACCUAUUCUUGAUCAGCGGCACUCUUUUAACUGGAUAGCCGGAUUAUUUCGAUCGAUUUGCAUUCCUGUGUUGUACCGACUAAUAUGCAUGGUAUGAAUGGUAUGUGGCCUCGAAGGUUCUGGUGUUGAGUUCAAGGUCCGUCUGAUGUCACUGUAAUCACGUGAAUGCACAUGCAAGUGAUGCAACAAUCAUUAUCACACAUUCGAUUCGCAAGCACAGGUAAUUCAGGUACACAAGUACUGCACUAAAUGGGAGACUUUCCGAUUCGCCUUGCCGGCCUGGAAUCUAUUUACCCAGGAAAAUAUAAGUAGAGCCUGAUCUCAGCUUAGUGUGGGACAAGUUUUCGGUGAGAUACGAGUUCUAGCAAAGUCUAGAAAUCGAUGUCAAUUAUAAAGUUUAUUCAGGUUUCACAACAGUGCAUGGUUUUUAUAUUUUUAUACGUCUUCAAGCAUGGUACGUCGCCUGUCAUCCGAAAGCUUUAAUAAGCUUUAAAUUUAAGCUGUUUCAUUAUUUUGUAUCGCAUCUCAACGGCCUUUGGUCAUUGAACACGGACUGAAUAUUCGAUUGAAUAAAAAGACUUCGUGCAUGACUGCAUAACAGCAUUACUUGUGUCACGCAUUAUUGUGUUAAUGUAUCUUUACUGGCGAAUAUAAUACAAACGUCUUACCUCGCUGAUCGCUCCAAAAAUAUUCCAGACUAAUUGUAUCUAAUCAAAUACAAAUAAAAUCGUUUAAUUAGAUUAUUAUAUGAGUCUUUUUUACUGUGUUGUCCAAUCCAGUUUUCAAUGAAAGGGAUUCACCUACAUAUGAAAGCGGUUUCGCCCGCACUUCCUAGCCAACGGCUACUGCUAGUUUUAGGUUCAAUAAAAAAAUAUACAGCUUUUCAAGGAUGGGUGGUGGAAAGUGUUUCCACCUUAAUUUGAUGUAGUUGUAAUUAAAUAGUUUAACGAGCGUGAUCCAUCUUCUUUAUAUUACUCAGGGGCAUAUGUGCAACUGAUAUAAGAGUACAAAACUUUGUUGCUCCACUCAUGAAUCUACUGGCCCAAGGUUACAGCGAGUUAUACCAUGCACAGAAACGGUUAGAAGCUCUUCGGGAGUCUAAAAAGGAGGAAUUUUUUGGGCUUCGUGAUUUCUACAGGUAGGGAUGUUCAAAUGUAGUUUAACUUGUCAGUUCCGGCUUAUUUUAAGCUCUUGUUACAGUCUCCUCAAGGUCCUUUUGAGAGCAUUGGAAUUUCGGAAAUAACAGUGCUCUUCCCAUUAAUCAGUCCAUCAUGCAGUUAUGUCCAGAAAUUCUCGCAAUGGCGAAUCUGCAAAAAAUCGCAUAAGCGAAUUUUCGCCAAAUUCGCCAUUUUCGUCAAAAUUGCCUUUUCCAAGGGCCCCUUUGCCAUCUCAUUUGCCUUGAAAACUAUACUUUGGCGAAUUUUUGCCAUAUUCGUCAAAUUGGCCAUUAUCGUCAAAAUCGCUACUUUGGACGGCGCCCCUUUGCCAUAUCAUUUGACUUGUUCAUAUUACUAUGGCGAAUUUUUGUCAUUUUCAAAGUUUUCGCCAAAUUUGCCAUUUUCGACAAAAUCGCCAAUCUCAAAUGGGACCAUUGAUCAUUUUUAAUUUCACUUGUUCCAAAGGCUUUGGCGAAGUUUCGCCUUAUUCGCCAUUUUCGUCAUGAACGCGUCUUUCCAACUUUUCUUAUCGCCGGCGUCUGGAUCAGGUUAUACAGCUAUAUAUCAGGUUUAUUGAAAACAGCUACAGUGUUAUUUGUCUGUUUUGCUAAAUGUCAACCUCUGUUAAAACCGAGGGCAAGUGCGAAGUCUAUCUCACAGAAAUUGACCCAUUUUCCCGGCAAAGUUUUACACUUGGCUUUAUUUCGAAACAAAACUUGAGUGCUUUGAAGCUUGCAAGAAUGGCCUAUUUCUUGUGGUUAUAUGUCAGGAAUUUUAUUUUUUUCUCAGUUUGACAGUUUUCAAACUCCUUGGAUAUUUUAUCCCUGAUCAUGGUUGUAGCGUAGGAAAUUCGAAAUUAAAAUGGGUUAAAAAUGUUCAGAUUAUCACGAGCUAAAAUCAGGACGUUAAUGUUCAGAUAAAACAAGCGUCGGUUGAAUCAUUCUAUCCUCACAUUGAAUUUUAGCUUGGUAAAGAUGGUGUACAAAACAGCUGAGGAGCAUGGACGAGAGCCACGUUGGCCUGAAAUUGAACGAGCCAUCAGAAGGAAUUUCGGGGGACUGGAUGCGAUUGACCCAGUGAAAAUCUUCAGGAAACAUAUUCCUUUUAGCAGAACCGAAGUGGUAGGCGUGUUGAAUAAUUUGUUUGUUUUAAAGUUGCCUCUGCUAUGCGUCCACCGUAUUUCACAGGUAGGCAGUCGGUUCACUCAAAACCUUCGAAAGGUUAUCAGGUUAGGUUGGGCCGGCAUUCUGGGUGCAGACCUAUAAGAACAGCUAUCGAUUACGUCAGUUAGUAAUCGACCUUCCUUGUCGAUUUUCUGCAAUUAAGCGUUUGCACAGUAACGUCACUGGGGUGUAAAUGUACUUUUCCUCGAAAAGGUUAUAAUAGUAAUACUCGGCAUUUUAUAAGUACAACGUUUCCGAAACUAUACAGAGAUUUCUCCAGUGUUUUUUGUGAUUCUUUGCGUUCUUACUCAUUUCCUAGAAGAAGCAAAAUAAAGAUGCAUUUUCUGCAGUAAACCUUAUCAAAGCCAGCCUCGAACGCGAAAUCUCCGGAGGGUAAGAGAGUCAACAAGAUGCAGUACUGUGCAAAAAAAAAGAGAGAGCGAAUUUCGCGAAUUUCGACAAACAAAUUACGAACUUUCGUUUCAGACGAAAUUUCGGCGAAAUUCCGGCGCAUCUAUUGUUCUAGUCCCUGCGAAAUUUCGGAAACUAGGUGAUGAACCGAAACGAAAAUAUGCGGCAUAAACCGAAAUUUGGUAGCGAAAUUUCGAGAAAGCUUUUCGAAAUUUCCUGUCAUUAACUAAAUUUCGGUUCGUGUUAAACGGUAUUUCGCUUCGACGAACCGAAAUUUCGUUAUUGAUUAGUUCUUAACUAACCAGGGCGCGGUUGUUUAAAAAAGGAUAAAGAUAACCAAGGAUUAGAGGAAAAUUUGACUUCAAUUGUGAACGCCUACAAAGCAGAUUCAUAUGGAUUCUUUUUGCUUACCAUUUCAUAUUUGGACGCUCUAAAAUCACGAGUCGAAACAAGUAUAAAAAGCGCUGUUGAUUAAGCUGCUGACUAUAAAUUGUAUUCUAUGUUAGCGAUCGUGUCGCAAACGGAUCGCUACGAUAAUUGAACGUUGCUUCCAAUCAAUCCGUUUUUGAAGGAUACUACCGAUCGUAUCAAUCAUACCGAAACCAGACCUUACAUGUACAUGCACCAGUAACAACAUGAACCUCAGUAAGCAGAGAAUCUUGUGAAGAAAAUUUGAGACGGAACAACACUUGUUAAUUUACGUAUUGUUAUUUGUGUUUUAAUCUUACUAAAUGAACGCGAGGUUUACUCGAUAUUCCUGUCCGUUCUUGGCAGAUGCACUUUUAGAAACCGUCAAAACCCUUAAAAAAAAAAACUGUUGCGAACAUUCGUGAACCUACAUGAUGGAAACCUGUUGCCUGUUAAGGGCCUGUUUACAUGGAGUGGGGGACCUCGGUCUAGCGGGGUUGGUUUCUUUUGUUUUCACGCUCUGGAGGACACAAAACAAAAGAAACCUACCCCACUAGACCGGGGUCCCCCACUCCAUGUAAACAGGGUCUUACUGUGCUUACUAAAUUCAUUGAUUGCUUGUUUUCCUCUUCCCUCCAGAACUGAGUAAAACGAAUUCAAAGUAUCUACGCCGGAUGGGAACGUCCCGUGUAAAGUCGUUCAAAUUGUUCUUCGAACUUUCAUGUUUUUAACUUACCGCAAGCGUGGAAUGACAAAUCGCUGACACAAAGGAAGGGACUUGAAGCGCAAACUUGUGAAAUUUUAUUGCUGAGAUUAUUUAAAUCACAAGACUUUGCUUUUUGUCACACAUAUGUCAUUUCAAAGUGAGAUCAAGGCUACGAUCGAGUCUUUCAUGUAAGCUUUAAAAUUUUGCUUUUUUAAAUUAACUUGGCGUUAAGACUGAAGGAAUCAGGGGCACCCAACGGCAAUUUUCGGAAAAUAUCUCUUCGGAAGACGAUUUGAGAUCUAGAAUUUUCGGAUUAGUUGCUGUAAACUUUCUUGCUUGCCUGCCUCUCCUAGGAUUUUCGAACAUCUAAAAAAUGGUAUAAUUGCCCAUUUUUAACGGAUUUUGACACUAAAAGAGGCCACCUAGAAUUUUCGGGAGCCUUUUCCUGGCUGAAAUUUUCGAGAAGCUAAGUUUUUAUCCCUAUAAUUUUCGGAUCAAUAGACUUUCAGCCAGGAAUCCGAACAGAUGAAAAGUUUUUAGGGGAUAAAAAUAUGCCUAUAUCUACCGUUUAAAUACUAAACUACGUUCAACAAUGCUGUGUUAAGUGGUUUUGAACUAUAUCCUCGUUGGGUGCCCCUGAGGAAUAUUAAUGCCGAAAAAAAUAAAUUGUCAGGAAUCAAUUUAUUAGCUCAGUUACGCUGAAAUUAGAGAAAGUGCUUAACUGCAGGUCGAGCGAUGGCUUCGGGUAAAAGUAACAAUAUGCAAAUUUCUUAAUUCGAGUUUAUUUCAGCGGUAAAUCUUUUGAGAGCGCUUAUUUGUUGAGAGGUUUCUGAAGAUUGCGGUAAAAUAGAAGGAAGUUAAAUGCGGACUGUAACCGGCCUUUCCCUCAAGUAACGUGCAAUCGGUAGCUGGUUAAGAAUAGGUAAGUUUCAUUCUAAAAGAUCAGAAAAGUUUUAUUACGGGAACAUUAACUUGGUUGUCUGUGUUGUGGGCAAAUAGUGUUACUGAUCUUUGUCGAACCAGAUUGUGUGUUUCCAUGAAAAAGUUUUAGAGAGAACUUAACUGUUUGUUAAGCUAUAAAUGCGAAGCAGAUCGUUAUCAACUAGUGUAGUGAUCUUAUGAAAUUUGUCGCAACCAGCGCUCUGAUGAACAAUCCCGACAAUCGAGGCGCCUAUAGUGAAGCGAUUCAAAGCAAUGCAGGUAAAGGACGGAAUUCGGCGAACUUCGCUCUCAUUACUUUUGAACGGUGCUGUAAAAUGACCCACUUCGUUUAUCAUUGAUCACGUUUCAUGGAAAAUAAAAUGGCCGUUUCACAUUUCACGGACAAUAAAUUCGGCAUUUCACGUUUCAAGAGAAAAAAAUGUUUUAUACGAUCAGUUUUGCUUAUUUUGGUUAAGAACUACAGCCAAAGAACUGCCUUGUUCGAUGUUCCCACCAUUUUGACGCUUCUUGUUCUUGGUGCUGUGAAAAGGAAACCGAGUUCUUUGUUUAGAAAUUGAGGCUCCGCACCAUCUUCUAAUACAGAAACAUUGUCAUCCGAGGAGUCGUUAUCGUAUUCAGAGAGCUGGUCUGGUUUAGAAAUUCCAGAUGAAGAUCCAUCUAAUCUUUCAUCAUCUUGUGGCACUUCACUGCCACAGUUCACGGUGAAUUCAACACUCGAUUCUCGUUUCACAGAUAAUUAUUAUGAAAAAUCACGGCUCACGGCGAUUACCAAACUCACGUUUCACGAGGAAUAGAAAGGUGAUUUCACAAUUCAUGGGGAAUAAAACCAGCAAUUCACGGUUCACGAAAAUCCCCUUUACCGCCCUCUUCCCACUUGACGUUUUCAUUUCAAUAGAGAGAGUCGAUACUUGUUGGUGCUGACAGAGAACUAUGCAGCCUUGCCUAUUGUUCAGCAGGAACUGCACAAAAAAGGCGAAGAACCCGUCGUAAUUUUCGGCAGCAGCUUUCCCAAGGACCAAGAAUACACUCAGGUACUAGCAGCUGUAUUAAAGAGUAAUUAAAAGUGUUGUCACUCGUGAGAUGGAUGUUUCGUUAAUUAGACUGUUUCAGUAACAAGACUUGCUCUCUCCUCCGCAGAGUGUAUAAUAGUAAGUGUGUAGUAAGCCUGUAAGCCCUUCCCAUCUUCCUUCGCGUAAGACACGAAGAGGCCUCUAUGGAAGAGAGAGAAGAGUUAGCAGAAACAUUGUUGAAGACAUCAAUAUUUUAGGGCAAUGGCCUGUAUUUUACGUUACAACCCAUAAAAACAACCUCUUCCAUUUAACCAACCAUUUACCUCCCAGGAACCAACUGACCUUAACCAACUACAGUUGAACCUCAACUUGGGGACUGAGGACAGUUUAGUAGCAGAGAUGGAGCCGUUAUGGAGAUAUACUGGAAAAGAGUCGGUUUUAAGAUAGCUUGCUACCGUUUUUUAAAAGAAGAAAAAUAUCGUGUUAAAGUCAUCAGGGUCCAUCAGUUCUUUCUUUAAGCUGUGAUCCCAUGAUCAUUGGACUUCUAUUAGCUGUUAUAGCAAUCUGUGGAAUGUUUUGUUGGGUUGUCGUUUCAUGUUUCAGAUCUGCCGUGACAUAAAUCGAAUUAAAGUGUGCAUGGAAACGGGAAGAACUGUAAUUCUUUUGAACUUGGAGAGCCUCUAUGAAAGUCUGUAUGACGCACUAAACCAGGUAUAAGUGUCUGGCAAUAUUAUAUACACAACGUUCGGUAUAAGUACAAGUCAUUCUUUAUAAUGUCUUCUUCGUAUUAUUACUUGACAUUUUAAAACUUCUUAAGUCAAUCACUCAUCAAUAAAUCUUCAAAUAGAUACACACAUUUCUUGGCGUAAAUUAAGCUUUAUUGACUACCUUUAUAACGGCGUUAACGUUUGCGAUAUAUUAUUUUUAAUCUGCACUUCCAGUACUAUGUGUAUUUUGGAGGACAGAAAUAUGUGGAUCUUGGCCUUGGAAGUCACCGUGUAAAAUGUCGCGUCCACGAUGAAUUCAGGUAAAACGUCCUUAGACAGAACUUUCAGUCCGUGAACAUCGCCCGUCAAUACUUAUACGUAAUUUCUUGUCAUAGUUUUGUCAGUUAAUGAGGAACGCAAACUUUAAUCACUUCAGAAGUAGGUUACAGUCGUAGAGCUAAUGACAUACUAACACACACACAAAACUAGUACAGGGGUUGCUCAUAUACCUUAAAGAGGGGGUUUCUAGAAUGUUCCGACAAAUACAUAGUCAGUCUAUUUAUAGAGACUUACAUAACGUUUGGGAUAACGGUAGAGAUCAGCAAAUUGACAUUCUAGAACGUUCUUAUCUAAAAAGCAAAUGUAGAUGAAUUCCAGAAAGUUCUAGAUAUCAUAACAGUCAUUGCCACACCAACAGUACAUAAAAAUAGUGUUUAUGGCGUUUAGAUGUUAAAGAUUCGAUUUAACCGCUCCAAACGCAGCCCGCAAGUUUUCGCUGGAAGAAUUCAGGUCGUUUUAUUACACUCCUUUAUAACGAAGGUGCUUGGAUAUCUAAUAGCUUCAUUUUUGAAUAAUGUGACUUACGCGAUGUGGUCUGGCAAUUCUGCUUUAAGUAACGUUUACCAAUUCAUUUUCUGUCAAACAGAUUGAUUGUCAUUGCUGAGAAAAAUGUUGUGUACAGUAAGUUUCCGAUUCCUCUCAUCAAUCGCUUGGAGAAACAUUACCUGGUCACUUCAGCAAGUCUCAGUUCUCCACAAAAGGUCCUGGUGGACAAGUUGCAGGAAUGGGUAAAAAGCUUUUCUCAUGUCGACAUGCCUCGUCACCAGCAAUUAAGGUAAAGACAGAAAGUCAGCCAGGAAUUUGUCAGUGUUUGUUAGGGCCAAAAGGCAGGUUUUUGUGUCCGAUAAGCCCGAAACCACAUCAACGAAGGACAAGAAAAGAAAAAAUAGAAGAGCAAAGAAAAAGAAAGGAGGGGAAAAAAUUGCCAUGGUUGCACUCUUAGUUUUUAUAUUGGCUACGUUUUGGGGCGAAAACAAAACUGCUUGAUGGAAGAGGUCUAUUUGACAGUAACGUUUUCAAAAAUUCUGUAAGAUAUAUUUUUAUUGUGCAUGAGGUAAGAAACAAAUUUGUAGACUGCAAAACAUCCUCACUUUACGGAUGGAACCCGCGUACUAUUCCCCUAACAAAAUACCCUCACUACUCACUUACAUAACAACUUAAACUCGUCCCCAGGUCUUCUCGGUUAACGGUUCACGAUUUGGCAAUUUUUCUGCAAGAUUGACGUCAUUUUUCAUAUCGCAAAAUUCUUCCAAAUUCGGUCGACAAUAGCUGGCUAUGAAUCAUGUGUGGGAUUUUAGCCAAUCAGAAACAGAGAAAUAGUUUGAAUGAAUAAUAAUGAAGUUUAUUCAUUUCUGAUGUUUGUGAUGUAAUUUUGAUCCUCACAGGAAGUACUCGCCUGGUGACGCAUUUGUUGGUUACCAUGCUGACACAGCAGCUUGCGCCGUACUGCAAGUAACCAGCAACAUUGAAGAAAGCGAGUUCAGUGAUAAACAUUUGCAAGACAAGGUAUAGUGAGACGUAAUUUGGAUGAAUUUGAACCCAGUGUUGGCUAAUUUAACCUUUUUGGUAGCUCAUUAGUUUCUGGUACAGUAUUUAAUGCUAAGUUUCCUUCCAAUCUGCUCUUUUUUCAUCAUAGCCGUUCAAAGAAUCUGAGGUGGUGUCACAAAUGGUCGUUUCUCCGUUUUCCAGAAGCACACUGCUUUUCUUUAUCGUCUCUUUACCACUCUGUCUGUUAGCAAAGUGUGAUGAAACCAUUGAUGAACCCAUAGAAUCGCAUUCUUUUUACUGAAAGUGGUGGAAAUACACCUUCAUAAGUAGGAAAGUUAGUAUUCACACACCUUAUUUGCUUGAUCGAUUAACAUUUGCUUGCCUUUCAGCUCUUCCAGGAAUCGAAAGAAUUGUUGUUACAAUGCGCAACUCCAGAUGCUGUUGUACGUCUGCUGUCUACACACCUUGCUCCCCAAGCAGACGAGCUCUGGACAAAUUACUUUACAAUACAGGAACAUUCAAGUCUAACAGCUUUUCUAAGAAAUGCGCUGACAAUAGAGGGAGGGCAUUCCGGAAAGUGGAGUUUAAUUCAGGUGAGCGCUGAUUUGAUCUCGCGUCGGUAAUUAAUGAACCAGCACGUAAUAACUGUGGAAUAAUAUUGAAUUUGAUGUAACUAGGCUGUUAAUUGUCAUAACCACUAUGACUUCUGUGUAUUGCCGGAGAUAACUUAUUUCUUCUUGUAGGUGACAACUCAUUCCAGAUUGCUGUCGUCAAAUGAUUUGCAAGACAUAGCACGUGCUACAUCUCUACCCUUGCCAAACGUAACAUGUCUAAGUCUUCAGCAGUUCCACACGGAACAACAGUUUUGCUCAUCUGUGAGGUAUACAAAAUUAAUUGCAAGUGUUAACUACUAUUGCAUUUCUAAACUUUAGGCAGAUAGGAAGUGAGCUUACUUGCAGGGACGAGGGGGCAGAGGAUAUUUUUGAAUGAGCAUCAUUUUUCCAUAUCCCACCUAAACAAAGGUGAGUAAGUUUUGCGUUCUAGAGAUACUUUCGUCGUCCUUAUGUCACAAGUACUUCCUUGACAACUGCAGAAAAAAUUUACCUUAUUUUGACCAAUUAAACGAAAUGGAUUAAGAGCGAUGUGCCGUUUUUAAAGCCUUUGCCGUCGUGGUUGCUUAAGCUUCCUAACAGCAGUCCAGCCGAAACAUUUAACUCAAAGACUCAAUCUAUUGUUGCAUGUUAUCACCUUGUGAUUUUAUAGGGAUUUCUUUGCACAACUUGGUGGGAGGAAAGGACUGCUUAUCGUGCAAUGCGAUGCUGGAGACGUCAAUCGUAAUUUGAUUCCCUGUGCCCGACACCUUCUCGUGGAACAAAGGACAACUGCAAAAGAAGAUUUCAAAGAAAAUUUUGGGAAUGACCCUUCAUCAUUUCUGCAUGUAGUUAUGAUUAUUCAACUUCCUCGACUUGUCGGAGGCUGUGGAGCAUUUGCUGGUUUCCAGGGAGGAAGGAAGCUGUCUGUUCACAUUGACGAACUUCGACCGCCAACUGGUCACAUCCCAGCCAUUCAAUUCAUGGUGGAUCGGUCAAUGAGUGAGUUAUUUGAUGUUGCAUCAAGCAGCAUACGGGUGGACAAAAAAAUACGUUGA